GCGUGCGCAUAAUCAGUGGAGCGAACACACCGCCCGCGCUCAGACGGUUUCAAGCCACCGUAACGCGCACCGUUUUCUCUCGCGUAACCCAAUGUGCUAAAAUGAGUGUGUCUACGUACUUGCACCACUUUUUUGUGUCGAAUCUGUUGACGCUGUACUACAGUGGGCUGGUUCUGCUGGGCUUCCUGUGGAGCUAUGUGAAGAACCCCUUUGCGGACCCGUGGGCGCAGAAGCUGAGGUUGGAGCCGCCGCCCUGCCUCACCGACACCAAGUAUGGCGUUCACAAAUACAUCAAAGUCAAUAACACAAAGCUGCAUUACGUGGAGAGCGGCGACCCCUCGAAGCCCCUGAUGGUGUUCCUGCACGGCUUCCCCGAGUUCUGGUACUCCUGGCGCCACCAGAUCACGGAGUUCAAUAAGGACUACUGGUGUGUAGCCAUAGACAUGCGAGGCUACGGAGACUCCGAGAGGCCGGACGGACUGGAGGCCUACGACUUGAAACAGCUGGUUGAGGACGUUAGAGAUCUCAUCAGACAACUAGGACGCGAGAAGUGCGUGCUAGUGGCGCACGACUGGGGCGGCCUGAUCGCGUGCCGCUUCCGCGACGUGCACCCCGACGCGCUGAGCGCGCUGGUCGUGCUCGCCAGCACGUCCCAGGAGGCCUGGUACCACGAGCUGUGGGGCAGCGACGAGCAGAGGAAGAAGUCUUGGUACGUGUUCUUCUACCGGAUGCCGGGCCUGGCGGAGAAGCUGCUCCGGAUGAACGACAUGGCGGCGUUCGACACGGUGAUGCGGGUGCCGGGCAAGGACACCAUCACGGCGCAGGACAUCGAGUGCUUCAAGUACUGGUUCGGGAAGCCGACCGCCCUGACACCCCCGAUCAACUACUACCGAAGCAACUUUGCGUACACAUUGGCAGACAAACCCCGUUGCGAGCGACCAGUCCCCUUCCUCUAUGCUUUGGCCCAGAAUGAUGCCUAUCUAUCCACCACCCUCAUCGACAAAAUGAAGAACUACUACGCACAUAUCGAACCAACAAUCAUUGAGAACUGCGGACAUUUUGCACAGCAAGAAGAACCGGCCAAAGUUAACUCUCUCAUUAGAAAUUUCCUGUCGAAACACAAAGUUUAGGGUACCUAAAGCAUUUCCAAAGUAGGCCAUCUAUCUAAAUCUUAGAUUAGGUGUUUUUUUUACUAAGUAUUUUCGAAUAUCUAAUUGAUUUAUUAUCUAAUAAAUUUUAUUAUAGUUAA
Plutella xylostella (diamondback moth) is the source of this 1249-nucleotide messenger RNA. RefSeq names its product epoxide hydrolase 3. The record is from RefSeq and is a predicted model, not a curated record. NCBI's taxonomy places the organism in Eukaryota, Metazoa, Arthropoda, Insecta, Lepidoptera, Plutellidae. Gene Ontology annotation, molecular function: catalytic activity.